Molecule: messenger RNA, 1404 nt
Organism: Saccostrea echinata
Lineage: Eukaryota; Metazoa; Mollusca; Bivalvia; Ostreida; Ostreidae
Product: potassium voltage-gated channel subfamily C member 3-like
Exons: 2
Coding region: 1-1386 (461 amino acids)
Biological process (GO): protein homooligomerization; potassium ion transmembrane transport
Cellular component (GO): membrane; voltage-gated potassium channel complex
Molecular function (GO): voltage-gated potassium channel activity; protein binding
Source: RefSeq, a predicted model, not a curated record
AUGGAGACAGUGAAAAUUAACGUGGGGGGCUCGGUGUUUGAAACAUCGGCUGUGACUCUCUCUCGAUACCCAAAUACUUUAUUUGGAAGACUAACAAAACAAUCGAAGUUCUACGACAGCACAAGAAAGUCUUAUUUCUUCGACAAAAAUCCUAACGUAUUUCUAUCAAUUUUGGAUUUGUAUCGUACGGGCACCCUACACUUUCCUUCGUUCUAUUGCAGCACCGUAAUAAAACAGGAACUGGAUUUUUGGGAACUUUCACCCAAUAUGCUUUCAGAUUGCUGUCUGCAACAAUAUAUCCAAUCAGAGGCCGACAUCCAGACGACACAGAAGUUAAGACAGACUUUUGAAGAAUAUGAACUGGAUUACACUGAAGAGGAAUGUCGUACAAGUCAAGUCAAAAGAAUUCUCAGGAAGAUAUGGCUGACAUUGGAGGAACCAUCGUCAUCAAGAUUAGCUAAGGUUUUUAACUACAUUUUCCUGGUCUUUGUAAUUAUUUCAAUGGUGACCUUUGUGUUAGGUUCACAUCCGCCAUUCAGAGAGGAGAAGCUAUCAUAUGAUAGACUUUCAUUCGUUAUUGCAAACAGAAGCAUUCGCUUUUUCAAAGAACUCAAUUUGCAGAACCCCAAAGAAGUCAUGCUUGGAACAUCACUCCCUAACGAAGCACUAAGGCACUGCGAAAUAUUCACCUCCGUCUUCUUCACGGUUGAACUAAUUUUUCAUUUCAUAUCUUGUCCAAGAAGAUUGAAAUAUUUUCGAUUACCUUUAAACAUCAUUGACCUUCUCUUGGUGGUUGCCAUGUGGGUAACCUUUAUUCUCGAAAAGGAUCUGGGGUUUCUGGUGAAGCAUUAUGAAGUAGUGCAAUUCUAUUUAGUGAGCAGGUCCUUAAUAGUUUUGCGGCUAUUUCGGGUGUUUAGACUGAUGAAGCUGUACUCCGGUUUGCGAAUAAUGAUGAUGUCGAUACGGGCUAGCUUCGAAGACCUUCUUCUUCUCUCCUUGACGUUUCUUAUCGCUUCACUAUUCUUUGCAAGUUUCAUCUACUAUGCUGAAUUCUACGUGGCAGACACCUUCUCGGAUAUUUUCAUCGGGAUAUGGUGGUCUGUGAUUACAAUGACAACCGUGGGGUACGGAGACACGUUUCCAAAGUCUACAUUUGGUUACAUUGUUGGAGGGGCGUGUGCAUUCUCUGGGAUGCUUAUUUUGGCCAUGCCUGUAGCCAUCCUCACUACAAACUUCAGCGAUCUUUAUCAUAAAAACAAACUACAACAGAUGAAGAAGGCACUUGUUAAUAAAAAAAAGCAAAGUUGUUCACAAAGUACACUUACCGAGCUCAGGUGUACAUCCAAUUCACGACAAUGGGAACCAUUCAGUUAUCAAGACAUGUAACUGGUAAUACGAGGUAUA